Messenger RNA from Cydia amplana, 641 nucleotides. RefSeq lists its product as uncharacterized. The transcript is spliced from 4 exons. Lineage: Eukaryota; Metazoa; Arthropoda; Insecta; Lepidoptera; Tortricidae. The coding region runs from base 56 to 619 and encodes 187 amino acids. The record is from RefSeq and is a predicted model, not a curated record.
GGUUAAGCCAUAGGCAUUUUUCAUUCAUAAACAAGAUAAUUGAGAGUAGAACAAGAUGAACAUGUUCCAAACAUUCCUCGCAUCAAUUCCCUCAAACCGUUCAGAGAUAGUGAACGACCUGGAAAUCCCUGAAAUACCACUGACCCCUUACAUGUGGGAGCCAGACCCUAUCAGCAUCAGCGACAGUUCAAUGGAAACAGUUACGUCAGUUGCUGAAGAGUACGACGCUGGGAGCAUUAGCACGGAUUCAAGUGUUCCACUGUCGAGGGCCAUGACUGGUUCGGAGUUUGACUAUGAUUGGUACAGGCGGUACAAGCGGCUGGAUUUAAGUGACCCCUGGGAGCAGAUGAGGAUCGGUUGGGCCGCGUUCCCGCCCGAGUAUAUCGCCACACUUAACAGCCUAAGUCUCCAGUCGACCACGGACACGAUGGACAGCCCUCCCCCCUCCAUUCCCUUCGAGCCGUUUCCGAGCCAAGAGUUCUUGCGGAAGAUAGACCGGUUCUUGGAGGACGAGUGCUGUGUCUUCGGGCCUGAUGACCCGGCGAUACUGGCGCUUGAGGAAGCACUCCGGGAUGUAGACCUUGAGAACCUUUAUUCAUAUCAGGACGUCAUGAUAUAAACGUGACGGAACAAAUGGUGUC